Messenger RNA from Ochlerotatus camptorhynchus, 1996 nucleotides. RefSeq names its product major facilitator superfamily domain-containing protein 1-like. Gene Ontology annotation, biological process: transmembrane transport. The record is from RefSeq and is a predicted model, not a curated record. Gene Ontology annotation, cellular component: lysosome. The transcript is spliced from 8 exons. Gene Ontology annotation, molecular function: transmembrane transporter activity. The coding region runs from base 338 to 1954 and encodes 538 amino acids. NCBI's taxonomy places the organism in Eukaryota, Metazoa, Arthropoda, Insecta, Diptera, Culicidae.
GCGUACAUUGAAAUUUAUUAGUCGUCAUCGAUUAGUGUUUGAUCAAAAAAUUAGUUUUGUUUACAUUACUCUUAUCAUUGUUGAAAAAAAAACAUAGUUUGAAGAACAUAUUUUUGACGAAAAGAGUGUACGCGAGCAUUGCCAACACCAAACGGUUGGUUGAGGAAUGAUUUUAUAGGAUUGUUCAACUCCAGCAAACAAACAACAAAAGUCGCUGAUUGACAAAGGAUUACGCUACAAGUUAAUCAAGAAGAGGAGCAAACAUUCCAAGGUUUCAGCAAAAAAGAUUGAAGGGACUACUGGAGAAGGCGAUCUGUUGUCGUCGUGAGGGGGAGGUAUGCCAAGACUGUACGAUGAGGAUGAAGCACGAAGACCGAUCCUCCAGCCGGACACGGACAGUGAGGAUCCGCCAACUGGAUCGAGAAUUUUGCGCCGAAGCGACGACGAUGAGCUGAGUGAGGGAAGGUCCGGCUGUGGGACCAGUGCUUGCUGUAAUCCCAGUUCUGCCCUGCAUCGCUUUAUGGCGCUGAUCUUGAUGUGCCUUGUUGGAUUCGGAUCGUACUUCUGUUAUGAUAACCCGGGAGCACUGCAGGACAAGUUCAAGUCUGAUCUGGAUCUUUCGACGUCACAGUUCGUGUGGCUCUACUCGAUCUACUCGUGGCCAAAUGUGAUUCUAUGUUUCAUCGGUGGCUUUCUAAUCGAUCGGGUGUUUGGCAUCCGGUUGGGGACCAUCAUCUACAUGUUCAUCCUGCUUAUUGGUCAGCUGAUCUUCGCCACCGGUGGACUCAUAAAUCAGUUCUGGUUGAUGAUCCUGGGACGCUUCCUGUUCGGUAUUGGCGCGGAAUCGUUGGCGGUCGCGCAGAAUAACUAUGCCGUCCUGUGGUUCAAGGGGAAGGAACUGAACAUGGUGUUUGGGUUACAGCUUUCAUUCGCCCGUGUUGGCAGCACCGUCAACUUCCUUGUCAUGGUUCCCGUCUACAAGUACGUCCGAAGUCUCGGCUACGAAGGCCAUCAAUGCAUGGGUGUUGUCCUCUUGUUGGCAACCCUAACUUGUGUGAUGUCGAUGCUUUGUGCGUUGAUUCUCGGCUGGAUGGAUAAGCGAGCUGCCCGAAUUCUACGUCGCAACGAUAAUCCUCCGAACGGAGAGGUAGCCAAGCUUUCCGAUAUUAGAACAUUCAAAACUUCCUUCUGGAUGGUGACGGUCAUUUGCGUCGCGUACUACGUGGCCAUUUUCCCCUUCAUUGCCUUGGGCAAAGUAUUUUUUAUGAGAAAGUUUGAUUUCACUCCGGAAGAUGCCAACACGGUGAAUUCGAUUGUAUACAUUGUAGCUGGUGUUGCGAGCCCUAUCUUUGGAUUGCUAGUGGACCGAACCGGAAGAAAUGUCCUGUGGGUGUUCAUAUCGAUCUUGGUCACAAUGGUGGCCCAUGGUCUGCUGGCUUUCACAUUCUACAAUCCAUACAUUGCCAUGAUUACGAUGGGAAUGGCGUAUUCCAUGUUGGCCAGUAGUCUCUGGCCACUGGUGGCGUUGAUUGUCCCGGAGUAUCAACUGGGCACGGCCUAUGGAAUUUGCCAGUCGGUGCAGAACCUCGGAUUGGCCGUUAUCUCCAUGUUUUCGGGUUUGAUUGUCGACAAAGGUGGCUACUUCAUGCUGGAAAUAUUCUUCAUUGGUUGGCUAGUUGUUUCGCUUCUGGCUACCAUUGUCAUCUGGCUGUACAAUUCCAACAACAACGGUGUUCUCAACAUGUCCCCUGCGGAGCGUGAGCUGUACACUAGUAAACUCCUAACGGAAGCGGCCAACAAGACGUUGGAAAACACCCAACCGGUCAGUUCGGAGGGUUCACUCAAUGCCGAUCAGCAGCAGCAGUCGGUGGCACCGGAAUCGAUCCGCAAUCGGUACGUGAGCCGGGUGCUGGACGGAACCAAUCAGAGCGAUUCGGAACCGUUGAUUGAAUAAGAGCGCGGAGCAUUAGUAUUAACCGUUAGCCGUCGAUUGGGG